AGACGCCACCAAGACCUCGACCUUGUGCCUCGUACUGUUGCCCACGCAUCAACAUAGACCAAUCCGCAUCGUGAAGCAAAGCACUCCGUCAUCAUGAGCGGCUCAUAAGAAGAAAGCCCCUCAUUGUACGACUGUUGUGGCGAGGAGGGGGGCUCUUCUCACGCCUGACGAUGGCCCCGUCGAUGGGUCGCAUUUCGGCAUCUCUCGUCUUGUCCAGUCGAUCGCCACGCAGAUUCUCCAGCAGCUCGAGCUCGCCAUCCAGGGCCGUAGUCACAAUGAACACGUACAGCGUCAGCAGCAGCAGCAGCAGCAGCAGCCAGCGCCAGUCCAGCGCGUCGUCGUCGCGCAGCUACCCCAAGGCCCUCGAGAAGCUCGCCCUACUACAGUCCAACCGCGCGACCACGCAGCUCUUCAACCGGCAACAGACGCCGUGCGAGCUCAAUGCCGCCGCCAUCCCCGAGAUGCUCGACUGGCUGCGCCGCGCCGGGUACGCGCCCGCGGACCUGGCCGGACUGCGGCACAUUCACGUUGCCGGCACCAAGGGCAAGGGCUCGGUGUGCGCCUACGCGACGGCCAUGCUGCGCGAGCACUACGGCGGCGGCGGCGGCGGCGGCGGCGGCGGCAACAGCGUGGGCACGUACACGAGCCCGCACCUCGUGAGCCCGCGGGAGCGCAUCGCCAUCGAUGGGGAGCCCGUCUCCCAGGACGUCUUCGCCUCCGCCUUUUUCGAGUUGUGGGACCGCUUCACCGCCGCCGCCACCAACACCGGCACAAUGUCCGCGGCAGAGGCCGAGGGCCCCGCGACGAAGCCCUUCUUCUCCCGGUUCAUGACCAUCCUCGCGUGGCAUAUCUUCCUCACGCGCGGGGUGCGCAACGUGGUGCUCGAGGUCGGCAUCGGGGGCGAGUACGACGCCACGAACGUGGUGCCCGCCGAGGCCGUCUCCGCGGCCGUCAUCACGCAGCUAGGCAUCGACCACGUCGCCAUGCUGGGCAAGACAGUCGAGGAGAUAUCGUGGCAUAAGGCCGGCGUCCUCAAGCCCGGCUUGACGGGGUUCACGCGGAGGCUGGCCGGUCAGCCCGACGUGAUGAAGAUGCUGAGGGCGAGGGCGGCGGAGAAGCAGGCCACGCUGGUCGAGGUCGACGACGAGGCUGUCGAGCGCUGGGCCGGCGUGCAGGGCUCCCUCAAGGGCGCGUUUCAGAAGUACAACCAGGCGCUGGCUGUGCUGGCCGUGCGGAAACACAUCGGUCUGCAGGACAGCAGCAGGAGCCCUGACGCGGCGCUGCUGCGCGACCUCUCGCCCGAGCUCAUCCGCGGGCUGCAAACCGCGAAGCUUCGGGGCCGGUGCGAGGUCAUGGACCAGGAGGACGCGAUAUGGCUGCUGGACGGGGCGCAUACGCACGAGAGCCUCGACGAGGUGGCGCGAUGGCUCGCCGCGUCGGUGCAGCCCGGCGAGACUUUGACGCUUGUCUUCAACCAGCAGGAGAGGAACGCGUCGCAGCUCCUCGAGUCUUUCCUAGCGGCCGUCAGGAGAGAGAUGGGUGGUCGGAGCAACGUGUUUAGCCAUGCGCUGUUCACGCGAAACGACCACGAGCCGACUCCACCCGGUGAGGUUGUCGACAUGGCCGUACAGGAUGCAGCGGAGGCGACGAUGAACGAGGUAGCGCCAGAGUGUCAGACGCAGAAGAUGACCAACAUAGCAGACACGGUCGCCGAGGCAAGGCGCAUCGCGGGGCAGCAGCAGGCUGGGCCGAAGCCCAAGGUGCUGGUCACGGGCAGCUUGCAUCUCGUAGGGGGUAUCCUGCGAGCCUUGGAGCCCGACGUCCUAUUGUAGACAACUCUUGGCACAUCAUUCAUAUAUAUAUAUACAUGUA
Molecule: messenger RNA, 1872 nt
Organism: Purpureocillium takamizusanense
Lineage: Eukaryota; Fungi; Ascomycota; Sordariomycetes; Hypocreales; Ophiocordycipitaceae
Product: Tetrahydrofolate synthase
Exons: 1
Coding region: 171-1832 (553 amino acids)
Biological process (GO): tetrahydrofolylpolyglutamate biosynthetic process
Cellular component (GO): cytoplasm; cytosol; mitochondrion
Molecular function (GO): ATP binding; tetrahydrofolylpolyglutamate synthase activity
Source: RefSeq, a predicted model, not a curated record